Messenger RNA from Prorocentrum cordatum, 309 nucleotides. The record is from the annotation of a GenBank genome assembly. Lineage: Eukaryota; Dinophyceae; Prorocentrales; Prorocentraceae.
GCACUAGGCAAUUUACCCCCAGGCAACGCGGAUAUCAUGAAUGUCACAGACUGGGCACCUGGGUCACGGCAGCGCACCUUGCUGGCGUCCUUCCCCCCAGCGCAGCCAGAGGACCUGCCAGCCACGCAGAGGAUCGCCCCACCCUGGGGGCCCAGAUGGGCCUUCCGACACGACGGAAUCGUUCCCACCUGGACAUGGUCACGUGGAGACCAGGACGAGUUUCUAGUCAGCACGUACCAGACAGGCGUGCGACACCUGCUGUAUGACCUGGAUCACGAGCAGCGUUGGUUCCUCGGCAACCUGGAGUCG